GACCACUGACAGACGAUGUGUCGUGUGUGUGUGUGUGUUUUCAGAGUAUGGAGUCUGAGCGAAAACAGAGUUCAGCUGUCGGUGAGGAACAGCAGAGAUGAGCAGCAGCUGGCACCACAGCUGCCAUGCAAAGCCUCAGUGCGACACCUGGAACAGGAGGUGGUGCUGUGGGGUAGGACCAGAGAUGAGCUCCACCACAGGAUUUACUCUCAGCAGCCAAUCAGGGGCUGGGAGGGUCAACCCGCUCAUGUUUACGGAGAGGUCAUCCACUCCUCUGUGGUGUUUCUCCACAACAACUAUUCAGAGGAACAAAGUGAACGGUUCUUGUUGUUGUUCUCUUUUCACCUCUUAAUCCUCUCUCUGGAUCACUCCCGAGAAGACUUCAUAUACGAGGGUAUACUUCCUGUUUCAGGCCUGUCUGUCCGAGCCGUAUCCCUGCAGCCGGAUGCGUCACAUCCAACACACAUGUUUGAGAUCACCAGUGCAAUGGUGGACUCCAAGGUGUUUACAUGUGCCAGUGCAGGAGAGUCACAGAGAUGGAUUCAGCACAUAGAAGACCGGAGACAUGAGUCCAUGAUGCAACCCAUGAGUCCCUCCCAGUGUGCUCUUUCUUAUCUUCUGCCUUGUGAUGAAAACUGGAAAAGAGAGGAGCUGAAGAAAUAUGUAAUGCAGGCUCCCAUAUGGAACUGGGAGGGCUCACCCAUACACCACAUGGGUCAGCCUGGACACAUCUCUAUUGUUCACAUCAUCAACACUCAAAGACAGGGUCUCCAAGAAAGACUGAUGAUUCUCUUUCCUCAAGAUCUCCUGCUGCUUUCUGUGGACAGUAAGCGGCUGCAUAUAAAAUAUGAGGGCAGGUUGGCGAGACAGAGCAUCAAAGCAGUGGAGCGCUCAGCACUUCCUGGACGCUUAGAGUUUGAACUAAGAGGGGAGCUGGUGGAGACGCUGCAGGUCUCCUGCACCUGUGUGGAGGAUUAUCAGGCCUGGAUUUUUCAUCUGCACCAGCCAGACAGAGACAGUCACAUCAUAAUGAGUCAGCCGCUGCCUCCCUUAGUGCCAAAGCUGCAGAGGAACAGGAUGGAGUCGCAGGAGCCGAUUUUAGCAGGCGACCAGUGUCACAUCAACGGCAGGAGCUGACCUGCAGGUCUCAGGAAAAUCUCUAAAAGUGGACUGUUCAAUAUAAAUCUAAAUAAACUUUUAGAUAAAGUAUUUAUUACUUGGAUGUUUGCCAGAACAAGGGUGGAAAGUUCUUGUCCUAAUUUAGAUAUAAUUCACUGAGUUGAUUAUUUGUAAGUACCGGAAAAGAGAGUCUGGUCUAUUUCACGUGUGAACAGACUGAAACCAGGCCGUGACCUGGUUUAAGAGGAGAGAUGGUAAAUAUAAAGAGCAGAAAGCCAGGGCUGAAAAUAUUGUACAUUUAUGUAUGUAGAACUUUACUAGUAAACAGUUUUCAAAUAAAGACUCACUUACUGAGCAUUGAACAAGUACCAGUGUUUAUCUGAGAGUUGAAACAUUUACAGUAGUGUGCAGAACUCCAGUGUAUAAUGGCAUCAUAUUGACAAUGGCAUCAGGGUUAAAAACCAAAAGCACCGGUGGAAACGAUUCAAAUUCAAAUGUCUCUGCAUAUAAAUUACAGUCACACAAAGAAAACAAGCCAAGUUCUAACUCUUUGUACACAACGCCAUCUACAGUAAAAUACAUCAGAAUCUGGGGGAACAUAAAUACAUAUGCUACAACAGUUUAAAUUACAACAAACAGCUAUUUGACAGGAAGUCUGAAACAUUUCAUGUGCCACUGGAAAAGUGGAUUAUUGUGGUCCAUAAACAGGCAUCAUUAAAUGAUGCUGAUUGAAACGAGCUACAGAAGAAAAACACUGACUUAAAGCCAGGUCAGAGGUCAGAGUGGAGCAGGUCUGUGGCAUGUACAUUUUUUACUUGAGCAUCUGUGAAAGUAAAAUUUAUAUUUUCACACAAGUUUGUGAAUGGAGUCAAUUUACAGCCACACAUCAUGAGCAUAAAUGUCGUAUUAUUUUAGGAAUUCAAAUAAUUGGUUCACAAUUCUAAGAGAAGUCCAGUAGAGUCAGUUCGACUGGGGAGCGAAAUUGCAACAUUUGUUACAUGUUCAGCUGGUGUGGUUUGCUUUCUCACUGCACUGUCAAACUUAAAAAAUACUUUGUAAAAAUAUGUUUGCCCCGCACCCCCCCAACCUGUGGCACCGUGAACUGCUGAAGGAAAUGACACAAAAACAUCUGAAAAAGACACUUAGCUCAACUCCCUUCUUCACACAUUGUAAACAAGAAUCUCGUCAGAUUUUAGCAGGAUUUAUCUCGAGUCUUCGGUAAAUGACCACAAACCAUUUUUUCUGGUGGCGCUAGACUCGCACGUUUGCUUUGGUUGUAUUUACCCAGAAUGCUCUGUGCUAUAGUCUGUUCCUGCUUUUGGAGUGGUUUCCAGUCCACUUGCAUUCACAUGUAUUUGAACUGCACCAGAGUUCACUUCGGCUGAACGAAGACCGAGAUUUUUAGGCAAAUCAGUGUUUGAUUUUUUUGUCUGCAACAGAGUUUGAUUGCGCAUUCCCACCUCUACACAAACAGACUAGAGUUUGAUUAAGACGGACUAAACAGGGAUGGUGUGAAUGCAUCCUAAGUCUCUAACAGGAUUGGCCCACUGGUAGAAAGUGCAUGCAUUGCUUAUACUACAUAUCCCACAAUGCUCUUCGGGUCCAAUGGUGCCCAGAGAGCACUUUAAAUACUUUUCCUUGCUUCAGUGGUUAGGUUGUUCUGCAUAUCAGUGCUUUUCAGUCCUGGUCCUCAAGGCACAAUGCCCUGCACAUGAUUUUAAUUGAUUGCUGAUUAACAGGCUUUUGCUGAAUUGCAAUCAUAUGAAAGGGAAACAUCUACAACAUGCAGGUCAGAGUGCAUCGAGGACCAGGGUUGGGAAACGCUGCUGUAUAUAAAGACAUAGGUUGUCAAGAUGUUUAAACUCGCACUACAAUCAGUUCCUGGCCAAAUCAGAAGAAUCCCUAAAGUGAUAUGGCAUUUAUGCAGGUGAGUGCAUGUCAAGGUUUGACUGGAGUUGCUAUGUUUGUUCGCUUUUCAUAGCAAACACGUUAUUUCCCUUAUAUACAGUAAACAAAUAUAAAAAGGUCUACCCUAACAACCGUUUUCUGGUCAGUUCACAAAUUCUUAAAAAACAGCAAAUAUCCCACACAGGAGGUCUUUUUAUUUUAAAUAUAUGUUUUUGUCAGUAGUAAAUAGUGCAUCAUUAUUUGGGUUUUUAUUUUCAGCUGUGAAAAUUUGGCUACAAUUUACAACAGACGGUUCAAGCGUUUGAAAGUUACUAAAAAAAAACAAAAAAACAAAACAAAAAAAACUGCUCGUGUUUUU
Molecule: messenger RNA, 3385 nt
Organism: Poecilia latipinna (sailfin molly)
Lineage: Eukaryota; Metazoa; Chordata; Actinopteri; Cyprinodontiformes; Poeciliidae
Exons: 10
Coding region: 16-1137 (373 amino acids)
Cellular component (GO): cytoplasm
Molecular function (GO): guanyl-nucleotide exchange factor activity
Source: RefSeq, a predicted model, not a curated record